This is a messenger RNA of Loxodonta africana (African savanna elephant), 1880 nucleotides long. It is a transcript of the gene TSR3, whose product is annotated as TSR3 ribosome maturation factor. The transcript is spliced from 6 exons. Gene Ontology annotation, molecular function: rRNA small subunit aminocarboxypropyltransferase activity. NCBI's taxonomy places the organism in Eukaryota, Metazoa, Chordata, Mammalia, Proboscidea, Elephantidae. Gene Ontology annotation, biological process: maturation of SSU-rRNA. The record is from RefSeq and is a predicted model, not a curated record. The coding region runs from base 53 to 997 and encodes 314 amino acids.
UACGGGCUAGAAAAGAGGGAGUCUUCGGGCCUCGGGGGCUCCUGCUCCCAGCAUGGGCCGCAGGAGGGCAGUGCGCGGGCCCGGAGCUCGAGGCGGCCGCGGCCGGCGCCCUGCGGACCGCUCCCUGAAAGCCUUCGCCGAAGAGGUCGGCGCCGCGCUGCGCGCGACCCUAGAGGCAGAGGCGGCCGGGGGCGAGGGCAGCCCGGGCGCUGCGGAGCUGCCCUGCGCGCUGGCCAUGUGGGAGCUGGGCCACUGCGACCCCCGGCGCUGCACCGGCCGCAAGCUGGCCCGCCUAGGCCUGGUGCACUGCCUGCGCCUCGGCCACCGAUUCGGUGGCCUGGUGCUCAGCCCCGUGGGCGCCCAGUACGUGUCGCCCAAAGACAGACAGCUGGUGGCCCAGUCGGGGGUAGCCGUCAUUGACUGUUCCUGGGCCAGACUGGAUGAGACGCCGUUUGGCAAGAUGCGGGGGAGUCAUCUGCGGCUGCUGCCCUACUUGGUGGCUGCCAACCCUGUGAACUAUGGCCGGCCCUACAAGCUGUCCUGUGUGGAGGCCUUUGCUGCCACCUUCUGCAUCCUAGGCUUUUCUGACCUUGCUGUCAUUUUGCUGCGAAAGUUUAAGUGGGGCAAAGGCUUCCUGGACCUGAACCGCCAGCUCCUGGACAGGUAUGCAGCCUGCAGUGGCCCAGAAGAGGUGCUCCAGGCCGAGAAAGAGUUCCUGACCUGUGUCAAGGAGAGCCCUGAGGAGGAGAAGGAUCCUUUUGACGUGGAUUCAGGGCAGGAAUUUGCAAACCCCAACAGGCCCGUGGGCAGCACCCAGCUGUCCCCAGACAGUGGCGACAGUGAGGAGGAUGAGUCUGAGGAGCAGGGGCCUGGCACUGAGGAUGGAGCAGGCAGCAGUGGCGGCGGCAGCAGCUACCCUGAGGAGGAGGAGGAGGAGCCGGGACUGGGUGCCGAGGCUGGCACCCUGAAAAGGGUUUGGAAAGGAACCAGGAGAUGACAGAGAGACUGAGGAUCACAGACAUGUAUAUUUUUCACUGCUGGGUGAGAGGAACUCAGGAGGUGGCAGUGGGAAGUGAGGAGCAGACAGGUCUGAUGGUCUUAGCCCUUGGUGGCCAUCAGCAGUGCUGGACUCCAAUUAUCUGCCAGUAUUCUUCCUAGCUCGCCUGGUUCCUGUCCUGGAAUGCCAUCAAUGAAGCUGGUAGUCAAGGAGCCUGUGUGUGUCUCUUCGCACUUGGCCUGGAGUGCCCUGGGGGAAGGCAGGGGCUCUCGGCCUCUGGCUGGGCAGACCCUGCCUGGAAGGAGGUGUUAGUGUGGGCAGAGUCACUUCUGAGAGUGAAAGGAGCCCCUUCCGGCCCACCAGCCUCAGGCAAUGCUCUUGCGGGAACCUCUUCUGGGCCUAGGAGCCAGGUGGGGAGAGACCUCCAUAAUCCUUAGCAAACCUCACCUCCCCACUAGAGGAUGAGGGCUGCUUUUCCCUCUCUUGCCUCCACCUGGAGCCCUGCAGCUGCUUCCCAAUCGCAGUCCCCAGGCCUUCUGCCUCUCACCCUACCCCGGAGCUUCCUCUAAGAUGGGGCUCUCCAUUGUGGCAUUGGUGACGGGCCAUUGUUGGGGGAAAUGCCUGGUUUAAUGCUUCAAGAUGCUGAGCGCUGCCCCUGGCCUCCACCACUGGUGCCAGUGGCUUCCCUACCCCCAGUGUGAGGACCAGAAAUAUCCCCUGGGGGCACAGCUGCCCAUUGAGAGCCCCUGCCCUAAGAUGAGCGCCCACCCACCCGCCUCUGGCUGGUGUUGGGCAGCAAGUCAGGGGACACUCACCUGAUGGCCUGCCCCAGGGCAGCCCCUGCUUGUUGGCAUCAUGAUUUCUGCGUCCAGAUUGAGGUGGG